Stegastes partitus (bicolor damselfish) is the source of this 1825-nucleotide messenger RNA. Its product is annotated as BTB/POZ domain-containing protein 6-B-like. Lineage: Eukaryota; Metazoa; Chordata; Actinopteri; Pomacentridae. Gene Ontology annotation, molecular function: protein binding. Bases 183 to 1634 code for a protein of 483 amino acids. Gene Ontology annotation, cellular component: cytosol. Gene Ontology annotation, biological process: neurogenesis. The record is from RefSeq and is a predicted model, not a curated record. The transcript has 5 exons.
GGAAGCAGCAGCGGGAUGUAAAAUGGCGUCAGGAGACAAACAGCAGCUCGGUCGGACUGAUUUUAACACUAACGGCGGAACGGACGCUCGGCGGGAGUCGGACAGUAAGCUGCCAUGCUGUGAGGUGGUGACUCCGCCCGCUCUGUGAGGAGGAGGAACAGCAGGAAGAGGAAGAGGAGGAGAUGGCGGCUGAACUUUUCUCCACCAGCCUCCCUCACAGUGAGGAGGUGGAGGUGCUGGACGUGAAGAAGAGUUUCAUCCAGCUGAGCAAACCGGAGCCAACGAGUGAACACGGCGACGAGCGAGACGCCGUUCAGCCGUACAACAGCAAAGACAACAACGCAGAGGACAGAGACAGCUGGCAGGCAGCGCACCCCACCCUCAGAGAGAGGAACGCUCUAAUGUUCAACAACGAACAGAUGGCUGAUAUCCACUUUGUCGUUGGUCCUCCAGGAGAAACUCAGACAGUUCCUGCUCAUAAGUACGUCCUGGCAGUGGGCAGCUCGGUGUUUGGAGCCAUGUUUUAUGGAGAUCUGGCAGAGGGACAAUCUGAGAUCCACAUCCCAGACGUGGAGCCAGCUGCUUUCCUUAUUCUGUUAAAGUACAUGUACAGUGAUGAGAUUGAGCUGGAGGCUGACACUGUGCUCGCCACGCUCUAUGCUGCUAAGAAGUACAUCGUCCCUGCCCUGGCAAAGGCCUGCGUCACCUUCCUGGAGACGAGCCUGGAGGCAAAGAACGCCUGCGUCCUGCUGUCUCAGAGCCGGUUGUUUGAGGAGCCUGAGCUGACGCAGCGCUGCUGGGAGGUGAUUGAUGCUCAGGCUGAGCUUGCUCUGCGAUCUGAGGGCUUUUGUGAGAUCGACGUGCCCACGCUGGAGAUCAUCCUGCAGAGAGAGACACUCAACAUCCGUGAGAUUGUAGUGUUUCAGGCAGUGCUGAGCUGGGCAGCGGCUGAGUGUCGGCGGCAGGGCCUGACAGUGACCCCCAGGAACCAGCGGACAGUGCUGGGUAAGGCUCUAUACCUGGUCCGCAUCCCCUCCAUGACGCUGCAGGAGUUUGCAGACGGUGCAGCGCAGUCUGAUGUGCUGACGCUGAAAGAGACUCACAACGUCUUCCUAUGGUUCACCGCCACCAACAAACCUAGACUGGAGUUCCCUGUGGUGAAGCGGACUGGCCUGGUGCCGCAGAGGUGCCACCGCUUCCAGUCCUCAGCCUACCGCAGCAACCAGUGGCGCUACAGGGGGCGCUGCGAUAGCAUCCAAUUUGCAGUGGAUAGGAGGAUCUUCAUAGCCGGGCUCGGUCUGUAUGGGUCCAGUGGCGGAAAGGCUGAGUACAGCGUGAAAAUCGAGCUAAAGAGGCAGGGAACCGUUCUGGCCCAGAACCUCACCAAGUUCCUGUCAGACGGAUCAAGCAGCACCUUCCCCGUGUGGUUCGAACACCCGGUUCAGGUAGAACAGGACACUUUCUACACGGUCAGCACUGUCCUGGAUGGAAACGAGCUGAGUUACUUUGGCCAGGAGGGGAUGACCGAGGUGCAAUGUGGGAAAGUGACCUUUCAGUUCCAGUGUUCAUCGGACAGUACCAAUGGCACCGGUGUGCAGGGGGGGCAAAUUCCAGAACUGGUCUUCUACUGCUGAACAAGAAUCUGAUGCAUUGAAGGACUCAUAGCCUUCAAUCAAUCAGUAAACACAAAGGGGGAGUCAGUGACUGAGCCUGGAUGCAGACAUGAAAGCUGAUUGGACUGUUGCAGUAGUACUAGAAGCUGAUUGGCUGACUGGUCUGUUAAAAAAAUGAUUAGUGAACAUUAAAGUUUGUGUGACUGAAACUA